AUGAGUGACAGGGCUUUGGACGCUCUUGCCGAACGCGUCAGUGCGAGGAGGGAGAGCUUCGACGAUAUGAGCAGUGACGAAGGACACCAAGCCCUCGAAGUACUNUUCAAUCGAUACCAUCCCUAUCUCUUCUCGGAUUCUGAUUAUCAUCUCUGGCAGGUCAUUUUCGAAGGAUCAUCAACACCACGACGUAAAUCGUCAAUUGUCAAGACCAACAUGCGACCCAGUACACAGCGUAACGACACUUCAUGCUUCAUCCACAACAUGCUGGAGGAGAAAGACGGCGGUACAAAAGUUGAGCAGAGUCUAGAAGGGGAACAUCAAGAGAGACCGGCAGACAAAAUCUCAGGCACACCUCCACAACAUGGCGACCACAUGCAGUCUCGCUUGCUCACCAAGAAGCAAUUGUCCGACAUGGCAUUCGGUAUUCGAGAGCUAUCCAAGCGUUUGGGUCGAGUCAAGUUGAUGCUCAAGGUCAAGAACAUCUUUGUCCUUACCAAGCUCACCGAUGCUACUCUGUGUGCCAAGGCCGCGGAGCUGACAAAGUGGUUGCUGGAUCAGAAACAGGCACAGUAUACUGACAAACUCAAGGAUCUAAAGUCUUUUGACAUCCCGUGGAUCCUCGAGGGUGACGAGUCCAAAACAAGCAGGCUAAAGUACUGGGACGAGGAGCUCUGCAAGAAGAUGCCACACAAAUUCGAUAUUGUUCUCGCUCUUGGUGGUGAUGGUACUGUUCUCUUCGCCUCCCUCCUAUUUCAACGCAUCGUACCUCCUGUUCUCAGCUUCGCCAUGGGAUCGUUAGGUUUCCUUACCAAGUUCGACUUUGCCAGAUACACGUCCAUUCUACCUAGAGCCUUCAGCGAUGGCAUCACCGUCUCUCUUCGUCUCCGUUUUGAGGGCACCAUCAUGCGAAGCAUCCGUCGCGACGGCGACAGUGAUGAUGACCACAAACAGAGAAGACUGGAUGAGGAACUCGUAGGUGCCGAGGCUGACGACCAUCACACUCACAAACCGGAAGCGGCAUACCACAUCCUCAAUGAAAUCGUGCUUGACAGAGGUCCAUCUGGGUCCAUGGUCCAGCUAGAUGUCUACGGAGACGAGGAAUGCUUCACCACAAUUGCAGCAGAUGGUCUUAUUGUUGCUACUCCAACAGGCAGCACAGCGUACAAUUUGGCAGCAGGUGGAAGUCUCUGUCACCCAGACAAUCCCGUCAUUCUCCUCACCGCCAUCGCUGCACACACGCUAAACUUCAGACCCAUCAUUCUUCCCGAUACCAUGGUUCUGCGCAUCGGUGUACCAUACGAUGCGCGUAGUUCUGCAUACACCAGUUUCGACGGCAAGUAUAGUCAUCCNAGAACUGAGCUAUGCCCUGGCGACUAUGUUACCAUUUCUGCCUCGAGGUUCCCAUACCCUAGCGUGCUGCCAUUGAAUAAACGCAGCGAAGACUGGAUCGAGAGUAUUUCGCGCUCGUUGGAUUGGAAUUCGCGAGCGAAGCAAAAGCCGUACACGGAAGAGAAGAAAAAGGAAGACGGCGAGAACAAGUCUUAG
Messenger RNA from Aureobasidium uvarum, 1548 nucleotides. NCBI's taxonomy places the organism in Eukaryota, Fungi, Ascomycota, Dothideomycetes, Dothideales, Saccotheciaceae. The record is from the annotation of a GenBank genome assembly.